UGCCGCACUCCACCAUUCACAUCAUAUUCACAUUCGUGAUUGCAUGCGCGGUGGUCCAAGCUUUGCACGCGCAGUCUCAUUCACCAUCAUCAUCAUCAGCUCCUGCCUGCAGCUCGUCUAGCUGCGCUCGCACCCACUCUAGCAUCACCAUGGUCACACUUCAACGCUUCGCCAGCCUAUGGCUCGUCCUCGCGAGCGUGCUGAGCUUCUCUCGAACGACCUCAGCUUCGCCACUAUUCGGGCCAUCCUACCACCCCGUGGUCAUCUGGCACGGUCUAGGAGACUCGGCCUACUCCGAAGGCAUGCAAUCUUUUGCUCAAUCCCUCAAAGACGCUUUUCCAGGCAUUUUCGUCCACCUAGCGCACGUAGGCGACGAUCUCUCUUCUGACCAAAAGGCCGGCUUCUUUGGCGAUUUGAGCAAACAGCUGCCACUGAUCUGCAAGCAGAUCGAAGAUGUACCCGAAUUAGAGGAUGGAUUCGACGCGAUCGGAUUCAGUCAAGGCGGUCUGUUUAUGAGAGCGUACGUGGAGAGGUGCCAGAACGCUCCUCCGGUGAGAAAUCUGGUCACUUUUGGCAGCCCUCAGAAUGGCAUUAGCGACCUUCCAGCUUGCACUGGCUUGCUCUGUCGCCUUGCCGAGGGUGCUCUUCGCGGUGGAGUGUACACCGACUACGCUCAAACGAAUGUAGUGAGCGCUCAAUUCUACCGUGAUCCUCGCAGCGAGACGGGUUAUCCAGCCUACUUGGAGCACAACCGUUUCCUUCAAGACAUCAACAACGAGGUCUCGAUCAACAAGGACUACAAGAAGCAGAUCAUCAGUCUGGAAUCCUUGGUUUUGCUUCAAUUCAGUCAGGAUAAGACGAUUGUGCCAAAGGAGAGCAGCUGGUUCGGUGCCUAUCCCCUGUACAACCAGACCGAAUCGGAAACCGCAGACGAGCCAAAGGCUCAGCCUAUCCCGCUCAAGCAAACUGCGCUGUAUACGCAGGACCGUCUGGGCCUCAAGACGCUGGACAAGCGAGGAGCUCUGGUCCUCGACGUCUGCAAAGGGCAACACAUGCAGAUCGAUGUGGCGUGCCAACAGAAGGUGUUUGGCACGUACAUUGGCACACCAGCGAGCUUCCGUCUCCUGCCUCGACCCAUUCGCAAUGCCUGGGCGUACUCAUUGUACAACACUACGGGCCUGCGCGCAGCCUCGAUGCCACCAGCGCUCAAUCUGCUCCUCUUCCUGACGGCAAUCACCCUCAUCAGGACCGUGUACCUUCUCGGCACUUUUGCACGCGCUUCGUAUCAGAAGAGGCAAGAGGGCCAAAUACGGCUUGCCUGAAGUGUACGACUCGUCCGUCCCUCGUCCGACUCAGUGUAUCACGUACUUGCCACGAUCUCCACUUUUUCAAUCACAUCACCUCAAAAUC
Molecule: messenger RNA, 1410 nt
Organism: Ceraceosorus guamensis
Lineage: Eukaryota; Fungi; Basidiomycota; Exobasidiomycetes; Ceraceosorales; Ceraceosoraceae
Product: alpha/beta-hydrolase
Exons: 3
Coding region: 150-1322 (390 amino acids)
Cellular component (GO): lysosome
Molecular function (GO): palmitoyl hydrolase activity; thiolester hydrolase activity
Source: RefSeq, a predicted model, not a curated record